Messenger RNA from Pieris macdunnoughi, 1563 nucleotides. Lineage: Eukaryota; Metazoa; Arthropoda; Insecta; Lepidoptera; Pieridae. The record is from the annotation of a GenBank genome assembly.
AUGUCGACAAUGUUUCGAAUUACUGGUUUAAUAAUUUUAAUUUUCGCCCUCAAUCGCUACGAAUGUUACGAAAGUGAGAUUGGUUGCAACCGACGUCCCUUAGGCACUAAGACCGAACCUUUGCCCCCAGACAAUCGAUUUAAAAUCGAUAUUAUAGGCAUAAAUGAUGAUAUGUACAUACCAAGGCAUCAGUACACAGUUCGUCUUUACUCAAACGACGGUGUAUCCAGUUUCAUAGCCUUUACCAUAUCAGCUCGAGAAGAUACCAAAUACAACGAGAAGAACCCAAGAAAACCUAUUUUAUUGGAUCCCGGGGCUAUUAAAGUAUCGCCAGAUGCGCCCUCUGUGCCUAGUCCAUGUAAAAAUUCGGUUAUACAGUCGGAUAUUAAACCAAAAAAGUCGAUAGAGGCUGUGUGGAUAGCACCAGCGAAAGACAACAAAUGCGUUACAAUAUACGCAGUAUUGGCAGUGAAACAAGAUGUGUGGUAUAAUUCCGACGGUCCCUUGUCAAAGAGAGUGUGUGAGGAUAGGCGUAACAUGGAAGACAUGCAGCCUGUUGAAAAUGAUAAUUGUCAGGCUUGUGAAGAUGCGAGAUAUUUGCUAACAUUUGACGGUAUUUGGUCGUAUAAUACACAUCCGGGCAUGUUCCCAAAGACACAGGAAUUGGCCCGAUUCAGUGAUGUAGUCGGUGCUUCGCAUAGUAAAAGUUUUAAUGUAUACAAAAUACACUCGGAAGCGAGUGCGGGACUGAAAAUGUUAGCGGAACAAGGAAACACCACAAAACUGGAAAUGGAAAUAUUAUCACAGUUGGGCUCUUCAGUUCGUACGGUAAUAAAGGGUUCAGGUCGUUCGAAACCGAACAUGGUGACAACAACGUCAUUCAGAGUAACUCGACAGCACCAUAGAGUGUCACUGGUGACAGCCAUCUUGCCUUCACCAGAUUGGUUCCUCGGCGUGUCCAAUAUGGAACUGUGUGAUGCUGUGACACGUAAAUGGGCACCGAAUUUGACCUUAAAUCUUUACCCUUUGGAUGCUGGGACGGAUAGUGGUACUACUUUUGAGGCAUCAAACGAUGACACUAUGCCCCCACAACCGAUAUCUUCAGCGCCGAUUAACAAGGAUAUACCGAAGGAACAGAUAAAACCUUUUGCCAAACUAACUUUCGAACUUACCAGAACUUACCCAAAACUAUGCGACUCUGAAGAAUCCUCUGAACCGCACGUACAAGAAGAACAUGAAUAUAAAGAAAUUAACAAUAAUCAACCUACUACGCCACCUCCAGUCGAAGUAUCAAUUUCCGUGGACCCCGACUCGUCUUCAGAAUGUCCGAUGACGGAAUGGGAGGAUUGGUUGCCGUGUGAAGGGGAAUGCAUAGACAACAAACUACAAGGAUUCCAGAGCAGGUUCCGCUAUCACCUUGUUGAUGGCGUUGCUGUUGGAAAGUAUGUGGAAAAUGGACCUUCUUAUGCAGAUAAAGAAGUAUCAAGAUACUGUCAAGAAAAUUAUGAAGACAGUGAAUUACAAGCUUGUGAAGAAGCUUGCAACCAAGAGGAAGAUUCUUGA